This is a messenger RNA of Phragmites australis (common reed), 1005 nucleotides long. RefSeq names its product xyloglucan endotransglucosylase protein 7-like. The record is from RefSeq and is a predicted model, not a curated record. The transcript has 3 exons. The coding region runs from base 60 to 929 and encodes 289 amino acids. Gene Ontology annotation, molecular function: hydrolase activity, hydrolyzing O-glycosyl compounds; xyloglucan:xyloglucosyl transferase activity. Gene Ontology annotation, biological process: cell wall biogenesis; xyloglucan metabolic process. NCBI's taxonomy places the organism in Eukaryota, Viridiplantae, Streptophyta, Magnoliopsida, Poales, Poaceae. Gene Ontology annotation, cellular component: apoplast; cell wall.
UCACACCAUUUGGAGCACAGUACACUCGCAUUGUGCCCACUCAACAACACCAAGCAGCCAUGGGGCAGGCUAGGGCUCAGCUCCUAGCCUCCCUAGCGGCUUUCUACCUCAUCCUGGCAGUCUCCCAUGUCGCCGGCAACAUGGCAGACAACAUUGACAUAAUGUGGGGCAGCUCAAAGUGGGUCACCGACAGCACUGGCCAACAGGCCAUCGCGAUGACUCUCGACCGCUACACCUCCUCCGCAAUCCGGUCGAAGAACGCCUACCGCUUCAGCAGGGUCGACAUGGAUAUCAAGCUCGUCCCCGGGAACUCAGCCGGCACGGUGACCACACUCUAUAUGAUAACAGAGGGGCAGUGGCAGACCCAUGACGAGAUCGACCUCGAGUUCUUGGGGAACAGCAGCGGGCAGCCUUACACCCUGCAUACUAACAUGUAUGCCAGAGGUAAAGGUGGCAGAGAGAAGCAGUACCGGCUUUGGUUUGAUCCCACUCAAGAUUACCACACCUACACCAUCAUCUGGAACAGAGAUUGGACCUUAAUCCUUGUCGAUAACAAGCUGCUCCGGCAGAUCAAGAAUAAGUUGAUGUAUGGUGUCCCAUACCCAUUCUAUCAGCCAAUGAGGAUGUACGCCACCAUCUGGAAUGCCGACGACUGGGCAACGCAGGGUGGGCGGGUCAAGACUGACUGGUCACAAGCACCAUUCACCGCAUACUUCAGGAACUACAGGGCCACAUCCUGCACCUCCUACCAGAGCUCCUCGAUUUGUGGCGAGGGUUCAACUAGCCCCAGAGGUUGGCUCAACCAGGAGCUGGACGAGACACGGAAACAGCAACUGCGGGAGGUGGAUUCUAAGUACAAGAUCUAUGAUUAUUGCACUGACAGAAAGAGGUUCAAAAAUGGGUUCCCUGCUGAGUGUAUGGCAGAAUAGAGGUGAUUCAACUAGCAGAUAGAAAGGGUGAGAGGUGUAUUGGAUGAUUCAGUAAUUCAGUGCAUUCUUUUCAAGA